Molecule: messenger RNA, 7275 nt
Organism: Microsporum canis CBS 113480
Lineage: Eukaryota; Fungi; Ascomycota; Eurotiomycetes; Onygenales; Arthrodermataceae
Product: PKSN polyketide synthase for alternapyrone biosynthesis
Exons: 7
Coding region: 1-7275 (2424 amino acids)
Biological process (GO): secondary metabolite biosynthetic process; fatty acid biosynthetic process
Molecular function (GO): 3-oxoacyl-[acyl-carrier-protein] synthase activity; oxidoreductase activity; fatty acid synthase activity
Source: RefSeq, a predicted model, not a curated record
AUGCCUUCCUUACAACCUGAGACAUUCGGUGAUGAUACCGUGCCAAUUGCCAUUGUUGGCAUGGCUUGUCGGUUUCCCGGUGAAGCAACCAACUUGGCCAGAUUCUGGGAUAUGAUGGUUAAUGGCAGGACCGGCCAUUCCGCAAUUCCAGAAGAUCGGUUUAAUGCAGAUGCCUGGUAUCAUCCAAAUCAUGAACGGAAAGGAGCUAUACAACCGCGUUCUGGCUUCUUCCUGGAAGAAAGCCCGGCCGUUUUUGAUGCACCAUUUUUUUCUAUGACGGCUAACGAAGCCGCUGGCAUGGAUCCCAUGCAGCGGAAACUACUUGAAAUUGCCUAUGAAGCCUUCGAAAAUGCGGGAAUACCUAUGCAUACUUUGCCCGGUUCUGCUACUGGUGUCUACAGCGGUGUCAUGACCAAUGAUUACGAGUUGAUGACUGCCGGAGAUGCUAUGCAGCUGCCGCAAAACGCGGCAUCGGGCACAAGCCGUGCCAUGCUUUCUAACAGAAUUUCUUGGUUCUUCGACUUGCGAGGCCCUAGUUUUGCCCUAGACACUGCUUGUUCAUCUAGUUUGUAUGCUUUACAUCUAGCUUGCCAGUCACUACAAACAGGCGAAACUAACCAAGCGCUUGUGACGGGUGUCAAUCUGAUUCUCGCUCCCAACUUUAUCUCGCAACUAUCAUCGAUGCAUAUGUUGAGCCCUGAUGGCAAGAGCCACUCCUUUGAUUCGCGCGCCAACGGCUAUGCGCGUGGCGAGGCGCUUGCUGCGGUUGUUGUUAAGACCCUUAGUCAAGCAAUUGCAGAUGGUGACACAAUUCGUGCCGUUAUCCGGGGCACCGGCGCUAAUCAAGAUGGAAAAACAGUUGGGAUUACAAUCCCUAAUGGCAAGGCACAAGCAGACCUAAUCCACAACGUGUAUGCUGCGGCUGGCCUUGACCUAGGAGAAACAGGAUAUUUUGAGAGUCAUGGGACUGGGACUCCCGUCGGGGACCCCAUCGAGCUGGCUGCAAUUGGAAACAGCUUUGGUACUAACCGCAGCCGCGAAAACCCGCUUAUUGUUGGGAGUGUUAAAGCCAACAUUGGCCACACUGAAGGAGCUGCCGGGCUUGCAGGCAUAAUCAAGACGGUGCUGGUACUAGAGCAGGGUGUAAUACCUCCUCUACCAGACUUUCGGGAGCUUAACCCGAAGCUGGACCUCGAUUCCUGGAACUUAACUUUGCCUCUAAAGUUGUGUCCUUGGCCCACUACUGGGCUUCGUCGAGCCAGCGUAAAUUCCUUCGGUUUUGGCGGUGCCAACGCGCACGUCAUCCUAGAUGAUGCACACCAUUAUUUACUGUCCCACGGCCUGCGCGGCCAGUACCUCAAGGUAGCCCCUGAAACUAACUCGCCGGCUGAUUCGGGGUUAAGCAUAACUUCUAUGGAAAGCCAUGAGGACAGCACAGGUAAAGGAGAUAUACCCAAGCUAUUAGUCUUCUCAAUGUAUGAUGUCGCUGGAAUGCGUCGAAUGGAAGCAUCUUUUACAGAUUUCCUUGUUCGAGAUAUGACCUCUACUGGAGAGCGAGGCGCUUUAUUGAGUGGCCUUGCCUACACGUUGUACAACCGCCGCACAGUAUUUGACUUUCGCAGCUUCGCAGUCGCCGAAUCGAUAUCUACUUUGGUCACAAAGCUUAAAGAUGGCCUACCAAAGUUUAGUCGUGCCUCUCGACAUACAAGUCCGGUAUUUGUGUUCACUGGCCAAGGAGCACAAUGGCCUGCUAUGGGACGCGAGUUACUCUCGAAUUCGGUCUUCCGUUCUAGCAUUGAAAGCAGCCAAGCUACCCUGCAUCGUGUAGGAUGUGAAUGGAAUGUUUUUGAACUUCUUUCUGAUCCCACUGAUAAGCGUAUCGAUCUCCCGUCUUUCUCUCAGCCUGUGUGCACGAUUUUGCAAGUUGCCCUGGUAGACCUACUGCAGUAUUGGGGGAUAAAGCCCGGAGCUACUGUUGGCCACUCUAGCGGGGAAGUAGCGGCAGCAUAUGCGGCAGGAUUUAUCUCGCAAGAGGAAGCUGUACGGAUUGGGUACUGGCGUGGAUUCUACAGCGAGAGGGUCAAGAACGAAAAUAAGGAAUGCAAGGGUGCCAUGAUGGCUGUGGGUCUAUCUGAAACCAAUGUGCAAGAAUACCUCAGUGCGGUUCCUGAGGGGGCCGUGGUUGUAGGGUGCAUUAAUAGCCCAUCUAGCGUCACUCUUUCUGGCGAUUCUGAGGCUAUUGAUCACCUGGAGGCUCUUAUCCGGAACGAUGGCCACUUUGCACGAAAGCUCCGCGUUCAAGUUGCCUAUCAUUCCCACCACAUGCAACUUGUCGCAGAUGCCUUUCUCCACGCUUUGGGUUCGGUUGACCCUAAACAAUCCGAUAUCCCAAUGUUUAGUUCCGUCACAGAGCAGCUAAUUGAAGAACCAUCUAUGCUUCGAGCGCAAUACUGGAUGCAGAAUUUGGUGUCUCCUGUGCGGUUUUCUGGUGCUUUGACGAAUCUGCUCGGCUACUCUCCUAGAGGCAAAGCUCGCCGCCGGAGAGCUGGGGUGACGCAAUGGAGCGCUCUGGUGGAAGUUGGGCCUCAUGAGGCGCUCAAAGGGCCCUGCAAACAAAUUAUGUCUGCAUGGGAUAGUAGUGACCCUGACAAGAUUCCCUACCUAGCUAUACUGAACCGGGGAAAGAACAGCAGAGAAACAGCACUUGCUGCGGCCGGAAUACUCUGGGCAUCUGGCCAUGGUGUUGACCUACAACGAGUAAAUGAACACCAGGAUAAUCUCCAGACUAUGUCCGCCGAUCUGCCUCCAUACGCAUGGAAUCAUGAAAAGGAGUUUUGGCACGAACCUGCAAUGUCAGCUUCAGCACGUCUACGGAACGAGCCUCGGAAUGACCUCCUUGGAAUGCCAGUACCACUUCAAAAUCCCUUUGAACGACACUGGCGCAAUUAUUUAAGCGUAUCCGAAUGUCCCUGGCAAGCAGAUCAUGUUAUAACUGGUACGGUCCUUUAUCCCGGUGCUGGCCAUUUGAUUAUGGCUGUAGAGGCCGCUCAGCGACUGGCUGAUACAGAGAAAGAGCUGCUCGGGGUCGAAUUUCGGGAUGUGCAUUUCAGCAAGGGACUUGUUAUCCCACCAAUUGAUCAAGCGGUGGAAACACUACUUACGACUAGACCUCAUGACACAUUGCCCGGGUGGUAUCACUACACUGUGUACUCUAUCAAUUCGACCGCAUCCUGGACAAAACAUUCAUGGGGAACUAUAAACCUCCAUUACGAAGAUUCUCUCGCGCAGGAUCAAGCAAAUAAUUAUUGCCAGACGUACCAGAACCUUCGUUCGCAGGCGUCUCAGCCUCUAAAUAUUGCGUCCUUUUACAAUCAGCUACAGUCCAUUGGUACUGAAUAUGGGCCAACAUUCCGAAACGUGAUUGAAGCGGCCGUUGUGCCUGGACAGCAUAAGGGAGUCGGCACAAUUAUCGUCGCUGAUACCAAGUCAGUAAUGCCGCAUGGAUUUGAGUAUCCUCACCUCAUCCAUCCUACAACACUUGAUGCUUUCUUCCAUCUGAUUUUCGUUGCGAUGGGCCAGGGUGAACCCCUCCUUGAAUCGGCUAUUCCAACUACGAUUGGCCGCUUGUUCAUUUCUACGGGCCUCCCAUUUAAGGCUGGUACCAAAUACAGUGGAUUUUCACACGCUGAGCCUUUAACAGGACGGGAUACUCUUGGAAGUAUUGUCAUUUCCGACGAAAACUGGUCAUCCAGGCCUAAAAUUAUUGUUGAAGGAAUGGUAAUAACAGAGGUCUCCUCGGGGGCUGGCUCACCUGCUUCUUCCCUAUCUCUGAGCAGCCAUGGUCGAAUCUCCACGUUGGAUUGGAAAGAGGAUCUGGAUGCCCUCAUGGGCUCUGCUGCCGAGUCCUGGCUAGCCCAGGAGUCUGUUAGACGCCAGAGCACAUUUGGUAUAACGGCGGCUGUAUCUCAGCUCCAUGAGUGGUUAAGUCUAGCUUGUUUUAAACACACCGAUUGGAAAGUUUUAAUUGUGAACCCUUCCAACUGGAGCCACGGUGCGUUUGAUAUACUGGAACACUUUGCUACAAAAGCUGGAGAACGGUAUCGAUUUGCUCGCACAUCUAUCAUCGAAUCAAGUGAAGAGGCCAUGAACCAGAUACAGCAAGCCUUAGAAUCGCUAAAUGUCAACAUCGACUAUAUAAUGCCAAAUGUGGAAGAGAAAGAAGACCUAAGUUCACUUGGAACUUUUGACUUGGUCCUUGCCCCUUUCUGCUGUGCAGAGCGGCUGCUAAAUGUUGCUUCUCUGAUACGCCAUGAGGGCAAGGUGGCCUUAGUCACGACUUCAAGAAAUGACACUGAAAAUGACAUGUCGGAUGAGAGUUUACGGAGUAAUGCUCUGUCCGCAGCAAAUCUCAUACAAACGGUACAUGUCGUUUCCGAUCAAGACGAUUCCGAGCUUUUGAUAGCUACUAGAGGGCCGGAGCAAGACCCAUUGGAUAACCUAAGUGAAAUUGUGAUUGUGCAGCGGUGCAACCCAUCCCCGGACGCCAAAGCCUUUGAGGAGCGUCUUAUUGCACGACUAAGUACCCCAGGUCGUCGCGUUUGGUCUACGACUCUGUCAGGGGCAAGUGAUCUAUCCGGAUGCACAGUUAUUUCGCUUCUAGAGUCGGUAAACCCAUUCGUGAUUUCAUGGACACCGGAAGAUUUUGAACAAUUCCGCCAACUCACUGCCGCUAAGUAUGUCCUCUGGAUUACUCGUGGGGGUAUACUAGAAGCAGGAGAAGACUCACUCAAAUAUGCCCCAUCAACUGGCCUCCUACGUACAGUGCGAGUUGAAAAGCCUCAAAUCCGGCUACCGCAUCUCGAUUUGUCACCUUCUGGAGAUAGAUCUGCUGAUCGAAUAGUGGAUAACAUAUUAACAGUUUUCCGCCUUAGCAUCAAGGAGCCUAGCAGUGGGGCGAAUAAUGACAUGGAAUAUGCUGAGUUUGAUGGCCGUUUGUGGAUUCCCCGUGCGAAAGCUCAUAACGGCCUGGAUCAUGAGCUGUCUCUUUAUGCGGGAACUACCACCAAUGUACAAGGACCAUUGUACCACACAUCUAUGAGCCGGAAGCUUGAGACAUACCGUGAAGGAAAUUCAACCAACUUCCGUUGGGUUCCUGACCAUACACAACAGUGCACUCUAGCUGAUACUGAAAUUUUAAUACAGCCAUCCCACAUUUCCUUGGGCCAGGCAGGGGCGAAAACCUCUUCUUUAGUCAACAGCGUCUUAUCACCCUCCGACCCUAGAGUUGGAGUUGCCGGGGUUGUGAUGCAAGUUGGAUCCUGUGUGUCCAACUUUGUGGCUGGAGAUAAAGUCCUCACCCUCCAACGGAAUCCGUUUCAUACCCAUCUUCGGAGUCUAGAGAGUCUUGUGCAUAAGGUUCCGACCUCAUUAUCAUUAGCAGAGGUUGCUAUCUUUCCCUUAGCUGCAGCCCAUGCAUGGCAUACUCUUAUCAACAUCUCCCAAUUUCGUGCUGGAAAGUCAGUUUUUGUUAGUGGAGCAGCCAGUAGCUUUGGUCAGGCAUUGAUUCAACUUGUUCAACUUCUGAAAGGCGAAGUUUUUAUCUCAGUGCCCUUUGAAAGAGACGUUAAGUGGUUGGCGGAGACAUACAAGCUCCCGCCUAAUCACAUAUUCGACGAAUCAAACCCCAAUAAAUGGCCUUCUGGCAUAUUAGAUGCAACUAAUGGUAAAGGUUUAGAUAUUAUCAUCAACAAUGAUGCCAGAGCCCUGGCUAUUCGGAAUCUCUCUGUCUCUAUUGCUAAUAACGGAAAAUUUGUGGAUGUAACCCAGCAGAUUGAACCAUCCAUGCUAGCCCCCGGGAUAUUAAAGAAUGGUGUUAGUCUAAUAUCCCCCGACUUUGACUUGCCGGAUGCCGAACUGUUUGACUUGGUGAAAAAGGCCCUCGACCUAGUUAACAUUGGGUGCCUUCGGCAAAUUCACCCAAUUCAUCAAUUUUCAGUGUCCGACUUGGAUGAAGCUGUCGUUGCGUCAAAUGAAGGACAAUCGUUAUCUUCAGUCGUGGUUGAAUUCUCGCAGGAGGCCAAGGUGGUCCUUUUACCACCCCCUCCACCACCGCUCGAACUAAAUCCUAGUGCGACAUACAUUCUUGCCGGAGGUCUAGGAGCCCUAGGCCUUACCAUUGCGAAUAACAUGUGCAUCCAUGGUGCGCGGCAUUUGGUCUUCCUGAGUCGCUCCGGAGCUUCGAGCCUUCGACAGCAGAAGGCGCUCCAAUGCCUCCGCUCCCAGGGCUGUGAAGUGGAGGUAAUAAGGUGCGAUGUGACAGACAAGGAACAGGUUCUAAUGCUCGCCAAAGUUAUCCAAGAGAAAAACUGGAAUCUGCGAGGCAUUAUCCAACUUGCAAUGGUUCUUCGGGACUCGAUCUUUGAGAAUAUGACCUUUGAUAAAUGGCAGACAGCAGUGGACCCGAAAAUCAAGGGCACUUGGCAUUUGCAUAGCUACCUCCCCAAGGAACUAGACUUUUUCAUCAUUCUAUCGUCCCUCUCAGGUAUAAUUGGAAAUACUGCUCAAGCAAACUACAGCGCCGGCAAUACGUACGAAGAUGCCCUAGCACACUAUCGACGAAAGCUUGGCCUGGUUGCUACGACCCUUAACGUUGGCUUGGUCAUCGAUGCUGAUCAUUUUAACGAAGACAAUACUGUGGAAGAUUAUCUACGCAAAUUCAGCCAUUGGAUCCCAGCUCAGGUAACCGAUAAGGAACUACAGAACACACUCAUUGCCGUGAUGCGUGGGGGAUUAGCGGACGGAGAGAGAGUGCCAGACCAGCUGCUUGUUGGACUGUCCGAUCAGGUCCGGCGAGAUGGAGAGAGCCUUAAUCUUUGGCCCAUGGAUCGAAAAUUCGACCACCGCAUCAGCUUUUCCGACUCUACUCAGACAGUGAAGAAUGAUAGCCAUGCUCAGAAACUGCAGGCUGUACAGACGAUGGUUGAGGCCCAAGCAAUUGUUGAAGAAGCGCUACGUCUAAAUGUGGCGAAUGCAAUGACGGCUUCUCCCGACGACAUAGAUGUCGAAAAACCUCUUUAUUCGUUUGGCAUUGACUCUCUUAAAGCCAUCGAGGUACGAAACUGGAUCUUCAAUGAACUUAAAGCAGAUAUAUCGGUUUUCGAGAUCCUCAGUCCAAUACCCCUAAGCCAGCUAGCCAUGAGCAUUAUAUCGAAAAGUUCGAUUGUUCCUCAGGGGGUUGUAGAAGUGGAAGAGGGAGAGAGAAAAACGUCUGAUUAG